AUGUUCAAUGGCGGCUUGGUGGAUGCAGCCGAUGGCGCUGAUGUGGCGGCUUUUGCUGGUGCCAGCUGGCGGGUGCUGCCAGAGGGCGCCUGUGCAGCACAUCUUGUGCCCCAGGACUGGCGAGAGGCUGCGGCAGGCAUAAGCGUCGCAGUGCAGGACGUAUGCAGCAGCGGCCGCAGCGGGGGUCGCACAGUGGCAGUGUGUGGCGCCAAGGGCACUGGAAAAUCCUCCUUUGGGCGCCUGCUGGCCAACUCGCUCCUCAACAACACUGCACAGAGCGUGGCGUGGCUUGAUGCAGACUGUGGGCAGCCUGAGUUCACCUGUCGUGUUUUCUGUGCAGGAAUGGUGUCCCUGACCUACCUGGACCGCCCAGUGUAUGGCCUGCCUCACAUGCACCAGCGCAAGCCAGAUCAGGCGCGCUUUGUGGGGCACCUGUCUGCCGAGAGGGACCCUGUCGCCUAUAGAGGCGCGGUGCAGGAGCUGCUGAGCUGGCACGCUGCGCACCACACGAGCGCACCUCUCGUCAUCAACACCUGCGGGUGGAUCAAGGGACUAGGCUUUGAUCUGUUGGCAGAUCUGCUGCAGAACGCAGGCCCCAGCCACGUGGUGCUGCUGCAGACAGCCAACCCCCGACGCAACCUGCCCGCAGAGAUCUUCUGGGCGCCUGCGGGCAGCCCGGCGCAGGUGCCGGCACCUGCCUGCGUCCUGCAGCUGCAGGCUGUCGGGCAGCUGCCCCCUGCGCCGGCCGCACCUGCCCAGCAGCUUCCUGGCGCGCCACCCGCCCCGAAGAAGCUGUCAGCGGCCGAGACGAGGAGCCUGUCUUGGCUGGUGUGGGCGCGUGAGAUUGUGGGCCUGCCCACGUCUGGCAUCAGGUGGGAAGCUGACACCCUGGCGGCAACUGCCAUGGGCCUCGCAUCCCACACCCCCUACACAGUCCAGCUCAGCGAUAUGACCGUGGAGGUGCUGCAUGCCAGCGUGGCGCCAGGUCAGCUUGGCUAUGUGCUGAAUGGGGCACUAGUGGGCCUCUGUAGCAGGGCUGAGCAGGCAGCGGAGGCACCUGACGGGCGGCCAGAGACGAUGUGCUUGGGGGUGGGCAUCAUCCGCGCAGUGGACAUAGCUGCAGGACGUGCAUAUGUGCUAGCGACUCUUGAUGUCGAAGCCAUGCAGCAGGUCAAUGUCCUGCAGGUGGGCAGACUGGAGCUGCCACCAGAGCUGCUGCAGAGCGGGCCGGUUGUGUCCCCCUAUCUCAGCACAUGGUCCAUCGGCAGCGCCGGCACCGGCGCUGGCGCCAUCAAGAGCCGCAACAAUCUGCCGCGCGCAGCGCAACUUGUUGGAUGA
Coccomyxa subellipsoidea C-169 is the source of this 1338-nucleotide messenger RNA. RefSeq lists its product as hypothetical. The coding region runs from base 1 to 1338 and encodes 445 amino acids. The record is from RefSeq and is a predicted model, not a curated record. The transcript is spliced from 9 exons. NCBI's taxonomy places the organism in Eukaryota, Viridiplantae, Chlorophyta, Trebouxiophyceae, Coccomyxaceae. Gene Ontology annotation, biological process: cleavage in ITS2 between 5.8S rRNA and LSU-rRNA of tricistronic rRNA transcript (SSU-rRNA, 5.8S rRNA, LSU-rRNA). Gene Ontology annotation, molecular function: polynucleotide 5'-hydroxyl-kinase activity. Gene Ontology annotation, cellular component: nucleus.